AUGCAGUUCGAAGCCUUCUGUGCAGGGGGCCUGGCCCCUGGCUGGAGCCUGCUGGUCCAGGGACACUCUGACUCUGGAGAGGACAAGUUUGAGAUCAACUUCCUGUCCGAGGCGGGGGACAUUGCCUUCCACAUCAAGCCCCGGUUCUCCAGUGCCACCGUGGUGGGCAACACUUUCCAGGGGGGCCGCUGGGGCCAGGAGGAAGUGUCCAGCGCCUUCCGGCUGGUGCUGGGGGAGCCCUUUGAGAUGGAGGUCAGCUCAGAUGAGGAGCACUUCCAUGUCCACGCCCAGGAGCACAAGGUGCUGCAGUUCGCACACCGUCACAGGCCACUGGCGGCCAUCACCCGGGUGCAGGUGCUGAGUGACCACCGCCUGGCCCAGGUGGAGCUGGCCAGGAGGGACCUGAGCUGGUGGUAA
Molecule: messenger RNA, 417 nt
Organism: Leptonychotes weddellii (Weddell seal)
Lineage: Eukaryota; Metazoa; Chordata; Mammalia; Carnivora; Phocidae
Gene: GRIFIN
Product: galectin-related inter-fiber protein
Molecular function (GO): carbohydrate binding
Source: RefSeq, a predicted model, not a curated record